Messenger RNA from Trematosphaeria pertusa, 1236 nucleotides. RefSeq lists its product as uncharacterized. Lineage: Eukaryota; Fungi; Ascomycota; Dothideomycetes; Pleosporales; Trematosphaeriaceae. The record is from RefSeq and is a predicted model, not a curated record. The transcript is spliced from 4 exons. Bases 216 to 971 code for a protein of 251 amino acids.
CACCCCACCCCGUUACCCCAACAAAAAGGACAAUUCCAUAUCCGUCUAACGACGGGCGAUUCUCAUUGGUAUAUCAUGCACGUCCUCCCCAACGAGACUGAGACUCCCUCACCGGCUGCCCUCCUGCAGGUGCUUUCCCUACCCGUUCUACAUGAUCGUUGCUUGCAUUCUUUGCCCUUGCAUCGAUCUUCCCUCAUUGGCUCGACCGUACAACGAUGUCAGAUCCGUCACCUUCAUGGAGGCGGAAGCCGCAUUUGGCGUUCUUAUGGAGGUGUAAGCUGCUUUUGGCGUUAUUAUGGAGGCGGAAGCUGCUUUUGGCGUCCUUACUGGCUUCCUAUCUCGCUCUUAUUGCCACUUCCUUCGUCUACUGGCUGGUGGACGAGCGAAAUCAAGGAACUCAGUUAUCCUGGAAGCUGUGUUGGUUACCUGGGUUCUGUGCUGAAGUCUUGAUGCUGUGGAAAAUCUGGUUCGGAUUCUGGAGACCGCAAGAGUUACUAUACCGUGUUCUGCUUGUGCUCCUCACUUCAAUCGUUACCUCUUGCCCACUCGUAGGCGUUGGCCUCAUGUUUUGGUAUGAAGGAAAGGGGCGACUUGUUGCUUUCAUCGGAGGCACCGCAUUCCACGCAUGUGUGGCGGUUGCAGCAACAAUCAUCCUUGGUUGCAGCGUCGAAACUAGGCAUCGGAGGUUCAUAUGCACUGCAAUCGCUUACGGACUCGCAACCCUGGUCGGCAUAGUCCUCCUCGGUUGUUUCUGGGGUGAAAGGGAUGGCGACAAGCUCCCUUUGUCACACUGUGGCCUGGAAUGUGGGCUAACCUUAGCUCUUGUUCUGUCCCAGACGAUGAGCGGCGAAAGUGCGGCCUUGAAUGACGACGAUGAGAUCUUUCCUGGAGCGCAUUGGAUACUGGACCCGCAACAGGCCAUCGAAAACAAUGAGGGAAGCCGAUUGGAUCUUUCAUGUCGAGGAAACUAGAAAUACCACCAUCGAGACCACCCAUGCGAGCCAACCGACGCUGCUCCCAACGCCUCCACCAUCACAUCUACAUUAUAGAGCGAUAUAUGAUAUCUCGGAAUCUAUGAAGAGUGUGCCUGCAGGAGUGUUAGUCAAAUUAGACUCGGGAAAGUUCACACUAGCAAGAGAAGGAACACUCACGAAGAUGGCUACAUAGUUGCUACGUUCUUGUCGCGGGCAAAUGCUAGAGCUGGGAUCUCAGUGAGGUCGUUGGAACGGCAACUCC